This is a messenger RNA of Micropterus salmoides (largemouth bass), 4289 nucleotides long. Its product is annotated as protein Dok-7-like. Gene Ontology annotation, biological process: positive regulation of protein tyrosine kinase activity; neuromuscular junction development. The transcript is spliced from 13 exons. Bases 192 to 2906 code for a protein of 904 amino acids. Gene Ontology annotation, molecular function: protein kinase binding. NCBI's taxonomy places the organism in Eukaryota, Metazoa, Chordata, Actinopteri, Centrarchiformes, Centrarchidae. The record is from RefSeq and is a predicted model, not a curated record.
GUGGCGGCGGCACGGCCGGUUGGCUGGUGACACAGACAGACAGUCAGACACUGGUCGUGCCAUUUUCCGUGUGGCUUGCUUGGGGGCGAGUUUGCGCCCCGCAAGCAGAGAGAGAGAGAGCGAGCAGCUAUUUUGAAAGUAACCCCUCAUUCAGUCAGCGACUCUGCAGCUGUCAGGAACCAUGACUGAAGAUGACGGAUUCUGUUGUCGUGGAGGGAUAUGCCAGACUCAGAGAUGGGAAAAAGUGGAAAACUAGGUGGCUCGUUCUGCGCAAGCCGUCGCCCGUAGCAGACUGCCUUGUGCUACUGGUUUUUAAAGACAAGUCUGACAAAGCGCAGGGCAACAAGGAGAGGGCCAGUGUCACCUUGGAGGAGAUCUGCGGUCUGGAAGUGGGACAGUGCUAUGAAGGUGUGCCUUUUACUCUGGCCAUCCUCUGCCUGAACCACGCUGCUCUACUGGGUUUUGACAGCAAGGAGGCCCUGCAGGCGUGGGACGUCCGCCUGCGAUACAGCCUCGGAGAAGUUCACAGAUUCAGCGUUGGAGUCUUACCAGGGACCAAGUUAGAGAGUGGACCUGCAACUCUUCAUUUAUGCAACAACUUACUGGCUCUGGCCCGGGACGUCCCUCCUGUUAUUAUCGGCCACUGGAACCUUCCAGACCUGCGCAGAUAUGGGCCUGUACCCAAUGGAUUUGUGUUCGAGGGAGGAACACGAUGUGGAUACUGGGCCGGUGUUUUUCUGCUUUCAUCUGCUGAGAGUGAGCAGAUCAGCUUUCUAUUCGACUGCAUCGUCAGAGGCAUCUCCCCCACCAGAGGCCCCUUUGGACUGCGGCCAGUUUUGCCAGACCCCAGCCCCGCCAGUCAGACAAAUUUGGAGGAGAGGUUGAACCACGAGGCCCAGGAGCUGGAGAAACGGCUGAGCAUGCUCUCUCACAGAAGCAGCACAGUCUCGUACUGCACGUCUGCUGGGGGGGACGACCGCAGCAUAUCUGGCUCCUCCGACACGUCAGACACCAGCCAAUCAGACUGCAGUAUUGGCAGCCGGCUGGCCAUUUGGACCGAACCGGCAUCCAACCCAUCCGAAAACACCGGCCAUGUGGGCGCUAAAGCGGCAUUACAGAGCAUCGAGAAGCUCUCAGUCAACCAGGGAGGUGGAAACCGGCCGUCUGCAAAACCCCCCCGUCAGCUUCAGGAGAUUGGCCGUCAGAGCUCAUCUGACAGCGGCAUCGCCACCGGCAGCCAUUCCUCUUAUUCUGGAAGUUUCUCCUCCUACACAGGCAGCCUGGAUAUCACCCCCGGGGAGGACUUUGGGUCUGUUUUCAGUUUGCCUCCCCACUUGGCUCAAGACCUGAGCCCUUGUACUUGCCCCACUUCCUCUGGACAUGAAUACCAGGUACCAACAUCACUUAGGUAUCUCUAUGACUCUCCCAGGAGUCUGUUACAGGAGGAGAGUGGGGGCGCCAAAGAUAAUGAACCCUCCACCCCAACUAAAGACACCCCUGCCUCUUUAGGCCUCACAACAGACUCAGCAAGUGUCAAUAAAAGCAGUGCCAUGACCUCUGAGGGUCCAUUGGAAACUUCUAACAGUCAGUCGAUAAGUGAACACUUACAGGGACCCUCAGAGGAGAGUAAGAAAACCAAGGUGGCGCCCUCUAGUGAACACCCAAACUCCUGCCACAUCUGCGCCUCUCUCACAUCUGUCUCCAAAACAAUCGUGACCAUCUGCUCAGUGUGUGGCGGAUUUAAGGGGACGCCCUACAUCCCUGUGAGUGGUUCAGUGAUACCUGCCAUACCAGAACAUCACAUAUUCAAUCCAGCAGAUCAAAGUGUUGACAAACCAGCAUGCACACGUAGCGCUGCCAGCGAAUACAAUAUUGCCGUGAAGAAAAUUCUGGAGAAAUCCUGUGCCUCUUCUGGCUCUGGGAGCAUCCACAGCUCAGAGGAGCCAACAGUGAGGAUGAGUGAAGAUUCACCGCUGCCAAAGAAAGGAAGAGAGAAGUUAGCCAGUCUCUUAGCUGAUCUGUUAGGCUUUCCAAGCCCAGACAGGCAGCUGGAGGCAAAGACCAACAGACUGAACUUGUAUGAGUCCAUGAGCCCGAGAUUUGGAAAUGAGCUCAAAUCUGCGCCAACUGGCCCCCGUGUACCGUCACACGACUCACAGCAAGAGAAAAGAGCUGCCAUUUAUGAAAACUGUUUGAAGUGUCAAGGAGAGCACUGCCACCCUCCUCCACGGGUCGCACCGGCUGAAAUGCACCGCAACAGGUGCAUCUCCACUUCACAGCCCUUUCCAACUGGGCUGCUGAAGAGAAGCCAAGAACACGAAGUAGCGGCUAAUGAGGGACUGCUCUGUCAAGCUCACAGUGAUGGAUCGCAGAGCGUGGACGGGCAGUGUCAGGAUGAAGAGAUGGAUGGUCAGAAAGUGAACAGUGAAGACAAAAGGCUUAAUAGUAACGAGGAAAGACGCAGAGCUGAUCCUGCUUAUGAGAUCAUGGAGAGUCGGGCGCCGGAGAGGAACUCGGAGGCAGAAGAAAAAAGCAAGUACGAGCUAAUGGGCAGCUGUGGUCACCAGAGGUUCCUUCAAGAGGCUGAAGGGGCAGUGUUCGUUUUUCCCCCAGAGGCACCACUUCCUGAAAGGCCUCGCAGUGAAGGCGUGACAUACGUGAAUAUUCCUGUUAGUCCACAAUCCAAGAAGCAGCUCAACUACAUGGAGCUGGAGCUGCAGGAGCCAGGUCCUAGCACCCGGGGGGCUGUUGCACAUCUCCCGCUUCAGAGAAAGACCUCCACCAAGUACGCCCAGAUUGACAUCACCGCUACAGAGAUGGCCCACAAAGUCGGCACGCAGCAUGCCCUGGGUCGGCAGGAGGGCCUGCACACUCUGGAGCUGAGAAGGAAGGGUACACCUCAUUGACUUCUUCAUCACUGAAAUGUUGAUCUCAGCAGGAGGUUUGUGCCCAAGACCAGCCGGCUGCAUCAUGAAACAUCUCUGAGGGGGCUUUUGAGUCCAGACUGUUCCCAAAAGAUCCUCAGAGGUUUACUGUGGGAUGCGUUCUCUGUCCUGUUCCAUCUUUUGAAUACAGAAAAUAUCUGCCCAGUCUCCAUAUUCUCUGAUUCAGACUUCUCUAAUCACAAAGCAACUUGAAGAUGGAACCUCCUCUGAAAGGUCUGGCGCAGGAUCAGGAGCAAUAUUUCAAUCUUGGUCUAUUUUGUGGACUUGGGCAUCUCAUUAAAUGGCAUUGUGUCAGUGCCUGAGCCUCAGGCUAACGCGGAGGAAGAUGUGCGAGUCCUGAGCUGAGUCACUGGCCAGGAUAAACCCCUAGAGCAGAAGAAUUUCACAGCUCAGUCGGGCCAUCCCUCACAACAUGUAAUAUGCUGUUUUGGUCCUUGUUUGGGAAGGGGAGGAAGCAGUUUUGGUGUUUAUUCUUACAAGGACUUCACAUUAAUUUAUUCCUCAGUGAUAACCACAUCAGUAAUUCCACAUGUAGUUGCACGAAACUCACUUUUUAGUAUAUUCAUAUUUGGGGAAACCUUCCAUCCAGUCUUACUCAGAAUGCUGCAAUUUUCAGGCUCCCAGUUUCAAAAAAUUACAAGAUUUAGGUUUGUAUAAGUAAGAGUGAGAUAAUUCAUGGCUCUGCAUAAUACUUCCACAUCGUGCUUAUUUUUGCCAGGGUGUAAGUAAUGGAUAUGUUUUUAUUAUAUCAACAGAAUCUCAAUGCUGCUAGUGGUGUUUUUUUUUUAUAUGGAAUAAGAUUUACUGUGGAAAAGCAGGGAAGACGGAUUUCCUUUAUCACAACAACAAAUGUCUCCCAGAACAGACUGUCUGGCACUAGUGGCCCUCGUUUUUAAAAAAAAUUAUAUAUUUGAAAAAAUUCAUUUUUUUUGUUUGUUUUUUACUGAAGGUGGUUAACAUCCUUUUAAAAAAAAUCCUAAUUGUGUGUGUGCACAGACAUUUUAUUGAAACUGCAAUUUUGAAAAAUAGUUUUAUGCUAAGUGUUUUGUAGAGCUAAUUUAGGAACCCAUUAGAGUCUGUGAUUUGUUAUUGUCACAUAUUGUCUGAUUACACUCUCUUUUGAUAUCUGUAAAUACAUUCUCGUUCUGUUUAGGUGAUGUGGAUUGUUAUAAAGUAUACAUGUGUAGACAUCAUGUAUGUACAGUAAAGAUGGAUUAGUAGAGUAUUCAUAACAUUAACAACUGCUUUGAUGUGCGUGUUGGAUUCAGUACAGUAGGUCAUAUGGGACUUAUUUCCCUAUGUACAGUUUGGUACAAUGUUAUAUAAAAGCAUCCAUACAACUGA